AUGGCAUUCUCCUCCACAAUCGCGGCGGUCUUGACGGUCUUGGCCCUGGCGGCAGCCGCCGGACCUGCGGCGGGGCAGAUGGGAUGCGCCUCCGACCUGAUCCCCUGCGCGGACGCCUUGAACUCCACGCAACCGUCGAGCGCCUGCUGCUCCGCCAUACGGCAGGUCGUGACGACCCAGCUGACGUGCCUCUGCUCCCUGUACAAAAAUCAGGCGGCCCUUCCCGGGAUCAACAUGACGCAAGCGCUUCAGAUCCCACGGCGCUGCAACAUCUCCAGUGACGUCAGCGUCUGCAAUGCUGUGGCUCCAACAGGUUCCUCUCACCACCCACCUCCAGCGCCGGAGAGGGGCAACGGAGCCAGCACAAGAGACAAUGGAGCAAGCACAUCAUCUUGGAUGGGAAUGCCAAUUGUACUCUUACUCUCUGCUGUGGCAUUUCACUAUAAUUAG
Messenger RNA from Striga hermonthica, 450 nucleotides. The record is from the annotation of a GenBank genome assembly. NCBI's taxonomy places the organism in Eukaryota, Viridiplantae, Streptophyta, Magnoliopsida, Lamiales, Orobanchaceae.